Aspergillus mulundensis is the source of this 1656-nucleotide messenger RNA. RefSeq lists its product as uncharacterized. Gene Ontology annotation, molecular function: DNA-binding transcription factor activity, RNA polymerase II-specific; zinc ion binding. The coding region runs from base 1 to 1656 and encodes 551 amino acids. The record is from RefSeq and is a predicted model, not a curated record. Gene Ontology annotation, biological process: regulation of DNA-templated transcription. The transcript is spliced from 4 exons. Lineage: Eukaryota; Fungi; Ascomycota; Eurotiomycetes; Eurotiales; Aspergillaceae.
AUGACCGGUCGACAUGCUCCUCGCUCGAAGAAUGGAUGCAGCACGUGUCGUCGUCGAAAAGUAAAGUGUGGGGAAGAGCGUCCAAUCUGUAGACGAUGCUCCGCCCUGGAUAUCCCCUGCGAAUGGGGCGCUGUCAUCACGCGAGGGAGAUCGCUCCCCCCUGUCCAUAUCCAACCCCGACAGACGACCCCGACAACCCCGGUGACGCCCAUCGCGCUCGAGCAAUCCGUGUACGACUUUGAUACCACACCGCUGGACCCUCAGCUCAGCCAGACUCUAUGCCCGGAAACCGCAUACACCAGAAUAUGGGGUCCGACCCCGCUAUACCCGUCGCUAUCGGAGACUGAUGUCGCGUGCUCGAACUCGUUGAUGCUCUCGGAGCAGGACCGGACAUACUUCCAGUACUUCCCGUCGUCGUCGCUGGUGUUCUACUACAUCAAGCCGUCCGCUUGGAGCUGGUUCAGUUAUCUGUACCGGGAACCAGCUGCAGCCAGCAAGGUCAUCAUGCGCAUGAUCCUCGCGCUGUCUGCGAACGACAUGCACCGCAACGGGCUUGUCGCUCGGUCGCCUGGUCGCCCUACGGCAGAGGAUCACGCGCGCUACCACUAUGGGCUGGCAGUGAAGGAAUUCCGACACCUCCUGGAAGCGCGCAAGGGCAGUAUCUCGCGGGAUGAGUUGGAGAUUAUCUUUGCGACUAUGUUCCUGAUGAUAUCGUACGAAUGGCAGUUCGGACAGUCUGUUCAGGAUCUCCAGCUUCACCUGCGCGGCGUACGCUCGCUACUACAAGCGCAGCCUAUGCUCUUCGAGGGGAAAGAUGUGGAUGAGGUGCUGAUGUCGAUGGACAUGGCCGAAACGGACUCGAUGCCGAGAGUGUCGUUCAUUCCGGAGCAACUGCUCCUUUGGAUCAUAUACAUUGACUCCGGCUGCCAGUCAAUGGGCGCAACGGAAUCCCUCACGGAAUACGUGCUGCAAUCAGGGAACCCAUCUAUACAUCCAGACCGGCUCUACCGCUGCGCCCGUCUAUGGGGCCGGUGUUUCUGGGGCACCCAGUACCCUGACCCAGAGGUGUCAGAUGAUAUGGAGAACUACCGUGCUCUAGAACUCCUCCAUGCGGGAAUGACUCUUCGCUACAAAAUCUGGCAAGCCCUGUCCGACGACCCCGUACAGACGAGUCACCAAGCAGAGCUGCUUCGGAAGGAGAUCAUGACCACUCGCGAGCAAUUCUCCGACAUUUUCGUAACCGCCAAGUUCGCCGGACCCGCGUCCACGCGCCGCACUCUCAGCACCAUCAAUAUGGCCGUCGGCACCUUCUACGCACAAGUUCUGUUCCAUCGACGACUCUUAUACCCUCCAGGACCGCCGUUGGCAUUCCACCGCGUCGCCGUUGCCAACAUUGUCGAGAUCGCGCAGAAGCAAUACGCGGCAGACCCGCGCCUUCUCCGGCGAAUACAUUGGCCGCUGCUGAUGGCGGUCAUUGAAACUGAAGAUGUUUCCCAACGAGAGUGGUUGCGCGAGAAUCUGCUUGGCCUGCGUGGGUUCCAUUCUGAGUACGCUUGGGCUAGUGAUCUGGCGGAGGAGAUCCUGUCUCGUCAGGACCUGAGCCAGGGUAGAUACGCGGAUGUAGCCAGUUUACUGCGUCAGCGUGCGUCUGGUUGA